AUGGCGUCUCCCGGUGUACGGAAGAUCAACUUUCUUCACUCCAAAAGGCUCCAAGGUGUUCAAGAUAUAAUAAAUUUGCGUAAAGGUGGUAAUGCCACAUAUGAAAGUGCUGACAUCUUUAAUCAAAUUCUGGCAGCAUUAAUUCAAGUAGUUGAAAAUGAUAUUACUGAAGAUAUAGCACGAAGUCCAUUUGUUGGUGUUGGCACAGAUGAGAGCACCGACAGAAGUACUGAAAAACAUGCUGUAUUUGUUAUACGGUAUAUUAAGCUUCAGACUGCAUCAUUAAAGACAACAUUCCUGAAAAUGAAAAGCAUAAGAGAUGGAAAGGUCGAAACUAUUUUUAAUGCUUUAAAAGAUGAAUUACGAGACAAAGGCGUGAAAUUUCGAAGGAUGGUUGGCUUUGGAGCAGAUGGGGCUAACGUUAUGGCUUCAGAUAUGAAUGGUGUAACUGGUUUAAUUCAUCAGGACAACCCUUACUCUGUAUGCAUACAUUGUGUAUGUCAUCGUUUACAUCUAGCAGUCAGUCAAGCAUGCAAAAAUAUCCCUGAAAUGGUGCUACUGAAUGAUACCUUAUCUACACUAUAUGCUUAUAUAAGCCGCUCACCAAACAAAUUGCAGAAGUUCAAGGACUUUGCUGAGUUAAUAGGCCAGAAAGCUAUAAAAUUGAAACGAAUCUUUGAUAUUAGAUGGCUGAGUAUGGGUGAGGCAGUAUUGGCAGUCUUGAAGAAUUAUGAACCACUUGUUAUGAUGAUUGAAGAUGAAGCAGCAACAGGGGAUCCUACUGCAAUUGGUCUACACCAACAAAUGACAACUUACCUGUUUAUAGCACUCCUGCAUUUAACUGCCGAUGUCCUUAGUGCAACAAAUCAUUUGAGCAGAGUCAUGCAAUAUAGAGAUGUGUGUUUUUCAGUGUUACAUGGUGUUUUUGAUGACUGCAUUGAAGUAUUACAGAGGCUACAAAAUGAAAAUGGCACCUUUAUGCAAAUACUGAGUAACGAAUUAGAUGCAGAUCCAAUUGGUAUGUUCAAAGGCCAUCAAAUUACUUAUCAGAAUAGGAAUGCAAGGGCUGGUAAUCGCAAUUAUGAAGAUGUUGUGAAUGGUACAAGACAACUAUUUCUUCAGAAUUUAUUGAACAAUUUAAGGGCAAGAUUUCCACAGAUUCCUUUGUAUGUAGCUAUGCAGAUAUUUGAGCCAGCAUCUUAUCCACCCGAAGAUAGAUUACUUAACUGGGGUGUUGAUUAUCUUGAGGUCCUUCUAGAGCACUAUGGUUUACCCAAAACAAAUAAAAAUGGUGAACAAUUUGCUCCAAUUAUUGACAGUGAUGUUGUUAGAGCAGAAUUUCUACCAUUUAAAAAAUUGGUCAGUCACAACAGGGGUGAAAUGCAGGAAGAUCACUUUCACUUCUAUACACCUACUAAGUUGAUGGAAAAAAUAUUUGGCAAUGAACAACAGCUAAUCAACAAUUUUUUCCUGUUGUUGGUCGAUCUUUUGAGCCUCGCUGAAGAGCUCGUCAAUUAG
Molecule: messenger RNA, 1518 nt
Organism: Saccoglossus kowalevskii
Lineage: Eukaryota; Metazoa; Hemichordata; Enteropneusta; Harrimaniidae
Product: zinc finger protein 862-like
Source: RefSeq, a predicted model, not a curated record